Molecule: messenger RNA, 1704 nt
Organism: Girardinichthys multiradiatus
Lineage: Eukaryota; Metazoa; Chordata; Actinopteri; Cyprinodontiformes; Goodeidae
Gene: ogfod1
Product: 2-oxoglutarate and iron-dependent oxygenase domain containing 1
Exons: 13
Coding region: 105-1685 (526 amino acids)
Biological process (GO): peptidyl-proline hydroxylation; regulation of translational termination
Cellular component (GO): cytoplasm
Molecular function (GO): iron ion binding; L-ascorbic acid binding; peptidyl-proline dioxygenase activity
Source: RefSeq, a predicted model, not a curated record
UCCUGGUCUCUGACGUCAUUUAUCCGCGACGCCGCUUCCAUCUGUUUGUGCACGCUGCGGUGGUCAGGUUUCUGUAAAGUUUGCUUUGAAGGGAUUUAUGAGCUAUGAGCUCCAAGCGAGCGCAGAAUGAGAGCGGAGACACAGACAUGAAGAAGAAGAAGAAGAAGAGGAGCAGCAGCAGCGUGGAGACCGUGGAGCUCUGUGGAGCUGUAGAGGAGGAGGAGGUAAAGAGAGCAGUGAAGGAGGCAUGGAGCAACAAGACCCACUACAGCAAAGGAGAUCUGGAGUUGGACUGCCACCCUUUCCCUCACUGCAUAAUCAAGAACUUCCUCAGCUGCCAAACCUUUGUUGAAAACCUACAGAGAGAGCUGCUUGAACUCAGCUUCAACGAGAAGUCAAAUGAUCUUUACAAAUUUAAACAGUCGGAUGAUCUGAAGAAGAGAAAAGAGCCCCAUAUUGCAGCAAUGAGGGCUGCACUGUUUGGCCGUUUCCGCUCCUGGCUCGGGGACGUGUUAGGGGUUGAGCUGGAGCCCACCGUGGAUAUUUCCUGUGCUAAAUAUGAAUAUACAGAUGUUCUUUUGUGCCAUGAUGAUGAGCUGGAGGGGAGGCGCGUUGCUUUCAUUUUGUAUCUUGUGCCUCCAUGGCAGAGCAGCGACGGGGGCACCCUGGAUCUUUACUCGACAGACAGUAAUUUCCAGCCAGAGAGUAUAGCUAAGUCACUCGUACCUUCUUGGAACACCCUCGUCCUGUUCGAAGUGUCUCCAGUAUCUUUUCACCAGGUUUCUGAAGUUUUAUCACAGGACAAGUGCCGUCUGUCUCUGAGUGGCUGGUUUCACGGACACUCUUUGGAGCGGCUUCCUCGUUUUAAAGAGCCGUCCAUCCUGAAGCAUCCGCACUUACCGAGAGAUGAGACUGUGCUGUUUGAGUGGAUCAAUCCUCUGUACUUGGAUAUUUCCUACCAAGAGCAGAUCCAAACCGAGUUUGAAGACAGCUCUGAAAUUCAGCUCAAAGAUUUUCUAAAGGAGGAGAAGUUCAGGGAGGUGAGUGAAGCUUUGCGACAGACUCACAUUCAGUGGAUGAAGACAGGUCCACCCAAUAAAAGGUGCUAUGAAUCAGCCUCUCUUGACUCUCUGCCUGAGUGUGUGAAUACAUGCUGGGAGCUGCUACGCUCAGAGGCUUUCUUCCUGCUUCUCUCCAAUUUUACCGGCCUACACUUGCACUACCUGUGUCCGAAAGAUGAGGAGGACGAAGAGACAGAGAAGGACAAUAAAGAGGAAGGAGAGGUUGCAGGAACGUCAGCAGAAUCAUCAUCGAGAGCAGAAGCUGACAAUGGAGGGAAAAAGAUCAGCACGCCUGUGUGUUGUGGAGAGGUGCGUCGCUGGUCUCAUGGCAGUUACACUCUGUUGCAUGAUGCUGAGGCUGCACAGGCAGAGUACGCUCUGGACCUAAUCCUGCCUUUUGGCUGCACAGACUGGCAGAAAGAGUUUGGGGGUUUCACGUAUUAUGUUGCCAAUGAAGAGGAUGAGGAGCUUCUGACUGUGCAUCCAGAGGACAACUCCCUCGCUCUCGUCUACAGGGACAAAGAAACCCUGAAAUUUGUCAAGCACGUCAACCACAAAAGCACCCAAGUGGACAGUUCCACCUGCAACAAGUUUUAUGACUUCUCUUUUGUCUACUAUGAAUAAAAAUAUGUUUAGCACUGUA